UCUUAGAACAAGGAAAUGCGAAUACGUUGCAGCGCCGGCGAGGACCCCGGCGCAGCACGGAUCGCGAGUGUAAGCGACCGCCACAACGACGACGCUCGCGGACAGUUUGAGUUUUCCGAAUCCUUUUCUUCCAUUUCCUGGGACGAUUUGAAAGGAAUUUGUCUAAUCCGAUCUGUAAUCCAAGAGAGUUGGACAGACAUGGACAUCAAACACAAGGAGGUUUUGCAGUGGCUUCACGAGGUCUACGGAGAGGAACAGAUCCCCGUGUACGAGAAGAAUGAACGCAGCAUCAACAUCUUGCACAGUCUCAUGAAAGCAAGCAAGCGUUCAGAGGACAAUGCUAAAGUUCUAGCCGCUGAUUACACUAAGAAGGCAGCCGAGUAUAGUGCUGAAGCAAUGCAGAAGCAAAACUGGCUGGACGCCCUGACCUUCAAGCCAAAUGAUCUCUCUGAGGAGAGUCAGAAAUCCCUCGGCGCCUUGGCUAACACGGCACAGGUGCUUGAUGUCCAGACAGCCACAAGCACCAAUAUAGUGCUUGCUUUGAAUCAGCUGGAAAUGGAUCACAUGAAGGUUGUCAAUGAGUUAGAACAAGAAAAGGGGAGAAAAGCUUGCCUGCUGGAAAUGAGUCAGCAGUUAUCCAGAAAACUAGAGGAAAUAAAACG
Penaeus monodon (black tiger shrimp) is the source of this 662-nucleotide messenger RNA. RefSeq lists its product as uncharacterized. The record is from RefSeq and is a predicted model, not a curated record. Gene Ontology annotation, cellular component: cytosol; HAUS complex. Gene Ontology annotation, biological process: spindle assembly. NCBI's taxonomy places the organism in Eukaryota, Metazoa, Arthropoda, Malacostraca, Decapoda, Penaeidae.